Messenger RNA from Diatraea saccharalis (sugarcane borer), 795 nucleotides. NCBI's taxonomy places the organism in Eukaryota, Metazoa, Arthropoda, Insecta, Lepidoptera, Crambidae. The record is from the annotation of a GenBank genome assembly.
AUGACUUAUGCGCGCGAGUGUACUCUUCAGAAACGUGCUCGCAUCACGGAAGUGUGCUCCAGUCCAUCACCUUCAGCAGACCAACAACAAGAGUCAAAAACCCCCGUACAGACCCCACCUCUCACCACCCCACCCCCUUGCUCGCCCUCUGACCACGAGUUGAACGUAGAAGAAGAACUAGAAGAUCAUUCCGAGACUUCUCUCACACCAGAAAACUUGUCAAUGAAAGAGCAAAGGCAAGACGACAUACCAGUAAAGAAAGAAGAAGAAGAAAAAUGGGAUAACCCUGAUUUCAAAUACAAAAUGUUCAGGCGUGAUAGGAAACCAGAUCCAGUACCGGAACAACAGCCAGAAGAAUCUUCUUAUCAAAAGUCUCCAGUAGACGUACUCAUUAAAGUCUUUCCACGACGCAGCCGACAAGAUAUUGAAACGAUACUAGCGAGAUGCAAAGGGGACGUAGUAGCUGCUAUGGAUAUGAUGCUAAAUGGUUCUGACACCAACAGUACUCCUUACACCAUCACCCAAGAAUCUCCCCCCUAUUUACAAAGCUAUCAGUCUAAAUCGGCUUUUUCUCCUUUAUCUAACCAAAGUUUUAAGUUCUCCCCAUCAAGAAGAUUUCUUACUCCGCCUUACAGUGGAACGGGUUACUUGCCUACAGUGAUCAGACCUCCUCCAGAGUAUCUAUCCCCUUUUAUGCCACCAACAGACCUGAUGUAUGGAAGACAACUACAGGUUCCGUCUCCUGGGACUUCCCCCACAUCUGACAACACUAAUAAUGAAGGCUUUUCAGAUUAG